Eriocheir sinensis (Chinese mitten crab) is the source of this 4108-nucleotide messenger RNA. RefSeq lists its product as uncharacterized. The record is from RefSeq and is a predicted model, not a curated record. The transcript is spliced from 8 exons. Bases 346 to 2940 code for a protein of 864 amino acids. NCBI's taxonomy places the organism in Eukaryota, Metazoa, Arthropoda, Malacostraca, Decapoda, Varunidae. Gene Ontology annotation, molecular function: zinc ion binding.
GCUGGGGCUCAGGCGGCCGUGUGCUGUGGUCCUGUUGGUUCCACGGCCUAACCAGCCUCCUCAAACACUCAAGAAUAAGUGAUAUAACGCAGAACAGCCUAACUAGCCCCCUUAAACACCCCAGAAGAAGAAGGAACAGGUCAAAAGAAAAAGAAGAAGGGUGCGAGCAACAACACGUGUGGAGGGAGAGACGGAGGGAUGCUGCGGGGAGCGGACGGGGAGGAAGACAAAAGAAAAGGACGGGGGGUGGAAGACACCCUCAGAAGAAGAAGAGGAGGAGGAGGAAGGCCUUCAAAGUGAUAUACACAAAACUAAAGACAUCAAAACAAGAGAACAUCCCAAGCCAUGUCCCUAAGACGCCCCAACUCCAUCUGCUACAUGAGCCUGGCCGAUGCCUUCCUGACGCGGCUUCGGCAGGAGGCGGAGAGCAGGUCCAAGAGUGCCAUGGGGAAGGGCGUGGCGCUGGAGGUGGUGGCGGUGGAGGGGGACAGGCAGGAGUUCAUCUACGGCUACCUGACGAGGGUGUACGAGCGGCGGCAGGGCACCUUCAGCAAGCCCAAGGUGUUCGCCAAGCAGACCAUCUAUGAGUGUGAACGCAGCGCCCAGUGCAAGGGCAACUCCAGCGGGGACCCUACCAAGACGCGGGCCAAUGGAUGUUCGGCAUACGUGUCCUUCCUGUUCGAAGAGGGAGCCACUGUGACUGCUUGUGUCGUGCGAUCGCGUCUCACACACAACGGACAUGACCCCACCAACAGGGAGGAAUCACGCGUCAGCCGCAUUGACCUCUCCCUUCGCUUCAUGAUCGAGGGGCGACUGAGUGCGGGGAUGCGGGUCAGCGAGGUCAUGGGUGAGGUCGCCAAGUGGAACAAGACUCAGGGUUACAGCGACCACCACAACCGGCGCUUCUUCCCAACACGACAAGACAUCCAGCAAAUCGCGCUCUCCCUACGGCGUCUCCAGCGAUCCCUACACCCCAGUCAAGCCCCCCGGAGGAAGACGAGGCAGUACGACACCCCAGGGAAGGACGGUGCGACUAGGGUGCUGAGGGGGGAGCUGCGGGAGUGGUGUGUGUUCCAUCAGACGAGGACAACUGCUGGUCCGUCCCCGCGGCCGCUAGUUGUGGUGUUGCAGAGUGAUGCGAUGAGGGAUGUGAUGGUGCGAUUCGGGGAGGAGGUGCUGUGUAUUGCGAGGAACUAUGAAGGGCUGCGUCAGUAUGGGUGUGCGGUGUAUGUGUUAGCAGUGCGCGACGGGGGGGGCGGCGCGCACCCUGGGGCGUAUGUCAUCACCAGCAAUGAUGAGCCGAGAACCUUCACCAAAGCACUACGGGAACUCCUGACACACUGCCCCCUCAUGCCCAGAGUCGUACUAAUGGACCAGGAGCUGAAGGGUUUCUCUGAGGCUCUGGCAACACUGCUUCCGGAGACCACCUUCCUCAUCCCUUGGUACCAGGUGGCCCAGUCCCCCCCCCAUCAGGGACACGCAUGGCUGCAGAGUCAGGUGUCCGAUGACCCACACCUGCGGAGGAUGCUACUUCAGUGCCUGCAGGAGCUGAGGGGCUGCAGCACGAGGGACGCACUGAUGGAGGGUCUGGCCGGCCUUGGGGAGCAGGGCGGGCUUGAGGGCUUCACGGACAUGCUCUGGGCUGACUGGCUGACGUGUCCCGGCCUGUGGUGUGACUUCGGUAGGGCGGGAGUGUGGGAAACCAAAGCCCGGUCUGUUAUGUACGAGAGGUUCUUCUUGAGACUCCCGCACCAGCUCCUGAAGGGACUACACAGCCGGAGGAAGCUGCCCGACCUCCUGAGGCUCAUCGCGGAGAACGUGACCCAGCGGAAGAAUGCUUCCGAGGGCCUGCUAGACAUGUCCCUGCUACUGGAAGGGUCUGCAGGGGAGCACGCCGGAAGCCUCCUCAAACAGGGAUGGGGGGAGCUCGUAACUUGGCAGGGGGAGUGGGUGGCUCACGUCCCCUGCCACACCCUUCUCGAGACCUCCUACCGGAUCACCCUGCCAACCAUGGAGUGUGAGUGCCCCUGUCUCACCCUGGCGGGACCCUGCGUGCACCUCUGCCUGGCCUCGACCCUGGCGCAGCUCCGGCAGGGCCCCUCGCUACAGGACGAACGGCAGAGGCUGGCAGAGGAGGCGUUGCAGCAAGGGAGUUAUCUUCUGGAAGGGGGGAUGUGUGUGGUGUUCCAUAGCGAAGGUGUGUGUGUGACAGGGGCUGGCGAUGGUGCGUGUGUGUGUACGUGUGUGUCAGACGCCCUUGGGACACCCUGCAUUGGCGCCCUGUUCCUUGGCCUGGCAGGGUUGGCAGGGGAAGGAGACCCAACACACAUCCCUGACACCCUACCCAGUCCACCUAUCACGUCACUCAAGGAAGAACCAGACCCUUCACAUCUUCAUCAGCCCCUCAAACCAGCCCUUCAACAGCCCCUCAAACCAGACCCUUCAACCAUUCACCAGCCCAAACCAGCCCCUUCAUCCCUUCAACAGCCCAAAACAGCCCCUUCAGCCCUUCUCCAGCAGCCCCUUAUCCUCAUACAGACUCACACCGGCCUGCCAGUCCCCCAGACCCCUGAGACCAAGGACGCAGACCACAACCCAUCCUUAGACCAUCCUGUAUCCUCCAAAGACCUCAUCAAGAAGCUACAUGACUGGGCCGCCUCAAAGGACUUCAGAGACUCGGAGGUCCUUCAAAGCAUCCUACGGGCGGCCCAUGAUGCUGUUUUUGGAAGUCCUACGCAUCCUACACUGACCUCCUCCCCUCCUAGACCACAAGCCUCAGGGAGUAGGAAGUUGAGGGCAGUGGUGAGGCCUGUCAAGAGGAGGAAGAAGGAGGAGGAGGAAGAGGAAGAGGAGGAGGGGUAUCUGUGGUUGUCUCCUCCUAAAGUGACUAGGAGUGGACGGACUGUGAGAAGCAAGGAGGAGCCAGACUUUGUGACCUGAGGAAGGGAGAGGAAGGGAGGGAGAGAGGGAGAGGAAGGGAGAAUGUUACAGAGAGGGAGAGAGGAGGAGGAGGAUUUUGUGUCACAGGGGGAGAGUAAGGGAGAGAAUGAGAGAAAAGGGAGGAAGGAAGGGAGAGAAUGAGAGAAAAGGGAGGAAGGAAGGGAGAGAGGGAGAGGGAGAGGAAGGGAGAAUGUUGUAGGGAGAGAGAGGAGGAGAAGGAUUUUGUCAGAGGGAGAAAGGAAGGGAGAGAUUGAGAGAAAGAAGGGAGGAAAGGAGAGGAAGGGAGAAUGUUACAAAAAGGGAGAGAGAGGAAAAGAAGGAUUUUGUCAGGGAGAAAGGAAGGGAGGAAAGGAGAGGGAGAGAGGGGAAUUUUGUCAGAGGGAGAAAGGAAGGGAGAGAUUGAGAGAAAAGGAAAGGAGAGGGAGAGAGAGGAGGAUUUUGUCAGAGGGAGAAAGGAAGGAAGAUUGAGAGAAAAGGAGAGGGAGAGAGAGGAGGAUUUUGUCAGAGGGAGAAAGGAAGGGAGAGAUUGAGAGAAAAGGAAAGGAGAGGGAGAGAGAGGAGGAUUUUGUCAGAGGGAGAAAGGAAGGGAGAGAUUGAGAGAAAAGGAAAGGAGAGGAGGAUUUUGUCAGAGGGAGAAAGGAAGGGAGAUUGAGAGAAAAGGAGAGGGAGAGAGGGGAAUUUUGUCAGAGGGAGAAAGGAAGGGAGAGAUUGAGAGAAAAGGAAAGGAGAGGGAGAGAGAGGAGGAUUUUGUCAGAGGGAGAAAGGAAGGGAGAGAUGUGAUUUUAUAGGGAGAGGAAGGGAGAACAUUACAGAGAGAGAGAGAGAGAGAGAACGUAGAUGUCCGAGAGAGAGAGAGAGAGAGAGAGAGAGAGAGAGAGAGUUUCGGUACGUGUUGUAUUAUAAAGAACAACAACAACAGUACCCAACCAUUGUGCUAUUAUCAUCACCACCAUCACCAUCACCAUCCCCAUCAUCACCACCCCCGUCAUCACCAUCCCCAUCAUCACCACCCCCGUCAUCACCAUCAUCAACUCCAUAACACCAUUUUCAUCAUCACCAUCACUAUUAUUAUUAUUUCUAUUAUUAUUUAGCACCCAUUAUCAUCUCCAUAUCGUCACCACCAUCAUCUUUUACUAAUAAUUUAUCUUGUUUCGAACGCUCAAGUUUA